AUGCCGCUAAACAAAAUCAACCAACCAAACUUUUUCCUUUUUUUUAAUUUUUCUUUUUCUUUUUUAUCAUUCUCUUUUCCGUUGUCUUUUUCUUCUUUUCCUAUUUUCUCUCUUUUUUUCCUUUUCGCAUUUUCCAAUUUUUCUUUAUCUAUUUUUUUCUUUUUUAUCUUUUUCUUUUUUCCUAUUUUUUCUUCUUUUUUUUCUUUUUCCUCGUUGCCUUUUUGGGGAUUUUUUUCUUUUUCCUCUUUUACUUUUCCUUUUUUUCUCCUUUUUUUUUAUCUUACCUCUUCACCUUUUUUUUUUCUUAUUUUUUAUUUUUCUAUUUUCCUUUUUUUUCCCUAUUUUUGCUUUUCCCUUUUUUCCCCUGUUUUUUCUUCUUUAUCUUUUUUCUCCUCUUUUCUUUAUUUUCUUGUGAUUUUCUCCUCUUCCUUUUUCUCUAUCUUUUCUUCUUCUUUUUUUCUCUUUUAUUAUUUUUUUCUUCUCUUUUUUCUACUUUUUCUAUUUUCCACUUUUACUUUUUCCUAUUUUUCUUUCUUUUUUUUUUUUAAUAAUUUUCUGCAGUGUUUUCAUCUUUUCAUUCUUAAACACAUUCUUUCUUUCUUUCUUUCUUCAUUAUUUUUUUUCUUUCCUGACCAUUUUAUACCUUUUCUUUUUUUUCUUUAUUUCUUCUUCCUUUAUUUCCAUUUAUUAACUUCCUUGAUUCUUUCUUUCUUUUUUUUAUGGAAUCACGUUCUUUCCGUCUUCUUUUUUUCUAUCUUUAUUCCCCCUUUUCUUUUCAUCAUUUACUCUUCUUUUUUUUCCCCACUCCCUUGCAUAGCUUCAACUUCUUUUUCUCUUUCUCCUCCUCCUUCCGACCGUUUGCUUCUUCCUAUCUUCUACAUGUCUCAUAACGUUCUUUUUCUUUUUCUUUUCCUUUUCUAUUUUCUUCUUUCCUUUUUUUCAACUUCUCUUUCGCUUUCUGCUCCCCCCCACCACCACUUCCGUUCGUUUGUUUCUUUCCAUCUUCUACUUAUCUCAUUACGUUCUUUUGCCUUUUCUUUCGACCGUCCAUUCUAUUCAUCCCAAUCGCCCAAUGGAUCCCUAUUUCAGCUACCAAGUAUCACUGGAACAAUAUCUAUCUAUCUAUCUAUCUAUCUAUCUAUCUAUCUAUCUAUCUAUCUCAGUCUGUUCGUAUCUAUAUAUCUAUAUCUCAAUCUGUUCAUAUCUAUCUAUCUAUCUAUCUAUCUAUCUAUCUAUAUAUAUAUCUAUCUUAAUCUCUGUCUCUCUAUAUCUAUCUAUCUAUCUAUCUAUCUAUCUAUCUAUCUAUCUAUCUGUCACUGUUCAUAUCUAUCUAUCUAUCUAUCUAUCUAUCUAUCUAUCUAUCUAUCUAUCUAUUUAUCUAUCUAUCUGAAUCCGUUCGUAUCUAUCUAUCUGAAUCCGUUCCUAUCUAUCUAUCUAUCUAUCUAUCUAUCUAUCUAUCUAUCUAUCUAUCUAUCUAUCCUUUUCAUUCUCUUGAUAUCUAUCUAUCUAUCUAUCUAUCUAUCUAUCUAUCUCAUUCUGUUCAUAUCUAUCUAUCUAUCUAUCUAUAUAUCUAUCUAUCUAUCUAUCUCCAUAUCCAUCGUCUCUCUUUCUGCCUAUCUCGGUCUAUUGAUAUCUAUAUGUCUGCCUGUAUCUAUCUAUUUGCUUAUAUCUAUCUUCCUGUGUGUUCAUAUCUAUCUAUCUAUCUAUCUAUCUAUCUAUCUGAAUCCGUCCGUAUCUAUCUGUCUCAGUCUGUUCGUAUCUAUCUAUCUAUCUAUCUAUCUAUCUAUCUAUCUAUCUAUCUAUCUAUCUCAGUCUGUUCAUAAUCUAUCUAUCUAUCUAUUUGAAUCCGUUCGUAUCUAUCUAUAUAUUUAUCUCAAUUUGUUCGUAUCUAUCUAUCUAUCUAUCUAUGUAUCUAUCUAUCUAUCUGAAUCCGUCCGUAUCUAUCUGUCUCAGUCUGUUCGUAUCUAUCUAUCUAUCUAUCUAUCUAUCUAUCUAUCUAUCUAUCUAUCUAUCUAUUUGAAUCCGUUCGUAUCUAUCUAUAUAUUUAUCUCAAUUUGUUCGUAUCUAUCUAUCUAUCUAUCUAUCUAUCUAUCUAUCUAUCUAUCUAUCUAUCAUCGUCUGUUCAUGUCUCUUUCUUUCUAUCUAUCUCAGUCUAUUGAUAUCUAUAUGUCUGCCUGUUCAUAUCUAUCUAUCUAUCUAUCUAUCUAUCUAUCUUUCGCCGGUUUUCAUAUGAUUCAGUAA
Messenger RNA from Acanthosepion pharaonis, 2241 nucleotides. The record is from the annotation of a GenBank genome assembly. NCBI's taxonomy places the organism in Eukaryota, Metazoa, Mollusca, Cephalopoda, Sepiida, Sepiidae.